CACGCUGCAAAGAAGUGAAGCAAGACGUCUGCCAACCACCAGUUGACGCACGCACGCACGCACUUCUUGUCGUCCAUCCAUGCGGAGUAUUCCUUGGUUCCUUGUUGAUGUUCUUUUCGAGACCCGACCACCCCCACGAACCGCCCCACACAUACACAAAGCCUACGCACACAUCCAUCACAGGAGCUCACUUUGCACCCACGUUCAUCACACCCACGUUCAUCACACAAAGGUUGCACACUUUGCGCACGAAUUACUUGCUCACUUCGUCCAAGCCAGACGCGCCACGACACACACACACACGCACGCACGCGCACACAAACAAACAACCGUCCACAACCUACGGGCGUCCCUUCUGCAUCAAGCCCCUCCACUAUCCUCCUCCCUCGUUUUGCGGGUUUCGACUCAUUCCGCGUUCGGCACGACCAGCCGUUGUUGUUGUUGUUGUUGGUGCUGCUGCUUUGCACCAAGGCACACAAGUGCGCACACAACCGCAUCCGCGCACGCAUCCUUAAGCAAGCAAGCAAGACACAAGACACAGCAAUACACGCAACAACAACACGCGAGUUGUGUUGCUUGUCCAACACGGUCCCACCCAUAUCAAGUCGCUCACUUCAUACGCGAAACACUCGCCCCACUUCGCUUCCACCCUCCCCCCAUCCAGCCAUCGCCAAGGCCCUCCAUCCACCACAACCUGCACCUGCACCUCCUCGUCCUCGAUUCCUGUCCGUCUGCGGCUGAGUCCAGCAGCGUCAGCAGAUUGGUGCUUGAGAUUGAUCACACACAGGCUGCCUGUCCGCCCCAACCUUCGAGUGCUUCCACUGCGCCACCUCGAGGAGGAGCAAUGGGAGAUACGCACGUCAUGAGCGACAUGAACCAACUCCAAUCAGCGUUGUACGCAAGCAUGCUGCGCGGACAACAGCAGCCCCAGCAGCAGCAGCAACACCCCUUUAUGAAUGGCUCGCCCGGCCAGCCACAGUACGAGCAAGCCGCAUCCUCGCAGCCACAGCAGCAGCAGCAGCAACUCCGCCAACAGCAGGUGCAGCAGGACCAACAGCAGCAGCAGGAUCCUAUGCGCGCCAUCAACCAACAGAUACUGGCUCAGAUGCUCGUCAUGCAACAGCAGCAACAACAGCAGCAGCAGCAACAACAGCAACAACAGCAACAGCAACAGCUUGAUCAGCAACAGCUCUUUGAUCUCCAACAGCAGCUACAGCAGCAGCAGCAGCAGCAGCAGCAGCAGCAGCAGCAGCAAGAGGAAGAUGCUCAGUUCCAGCAACACGGCGUCAUGCUUCCCCAAUUCCCUCAUGACUCCUGCAGCACAGGGCAAGCACCUCAAAUGCAGCAGCAACAACUCGCCCAGGACCAACAACAGCAACCAUCGCCACAACAACAGGCGCAGCCGCAACAGCAGCCGCAGCCGCCGCAGCAACCGCAGCAGCAGCAACAGCCGUAUUUCACACCCGCCCAGCAGCAGCUGCUCCAGCAACUCGCCCCAGCCUUGCAGCAGCAACAGCAACGACAGCAGCAGCAGCAGCAGCACGCCACUGCAUUUCACGGGCCCCCGCAGUCUCUCGUGCAGAUGGAUGCACUUCACAGUGGAGGGGAGCAGCAAGCCAUGCCGACAGACCUGAUGCAAAUUGCACAGCAACAGGCCAGCCUCCUGCACGCCAUGGGCUUUCCGCAAACCGUUCAGCUCAACGCGCUCAACUCCUACCUCCCUCAACCAUCGGUUCGUUCACGGACCACGAAGCGUGCUGCGAACAAGAGCAAGAACGCCAACUCGUCCUCCUCCUCAUCUGCCAAUGGCCUCAGCAACGGCAACGGCUCAACCGGUCGCUCUCUCAUCUGCUGUGAUGCCUGCUCCAAACGCUUCCUCGGCAACCAGCGGCUGGUGUGGCAUCGGCUGAUGAAGCCGGCUGACAUCCCAACACCGCACUGCGACAUAUGCGGGGGUCCGUUCGAUGCAACCGAGGCUGAAGAGUUUGACCGCAUGCGUCGUGCACAGCGGCAGGCAAAGGGCCAGCCACCACCGAAGCCCUUUGAAUGCAAGCUGUGCGAUGCCUCCUUCACCAGGGGUGACCGUCUUCUUGCACAUUCGCGUUUGCACACGGGCGAAAAGCCAUUUGUGUGUGACCUCUGCCCUCGCUCCUUCUCACGCAAGGACAGGCUGAAGGCACACCGCCGCACACACUUUGGUGAACCAAAGCAGCCUCGAAAGAAGGAUGCACCAGGCAAACGCAAGCGCAAGCCCGACCGUCGUCGAUCGAGCGCCGCAAACCUGAUCGCCACAGCAAACAACGAGACCGCCUCUGCUGCUGCUGUGCUGCCACAUUCCUCGUCCGUGGCCGCGAGCACCACCGUCGCUACCGCUGGUGCCAUGGCCAGUGUCUCCCGUACCAGUACCAACACACACGCAAACCCCUUCCCCUUGGCCUUCCCUAGCGCUAUCACAACAACGCAACACCAGCUCCAAGCGCAGCAGCCCACACAGCAGCAACAGCAACAGCAGGGCAUUCACCCAUCCCUGACACAUGCCCAGCACCUCAACCACCAGCACUCACAGGAAGACACGCAGGCGGCAGCGCUCACCCACGGUAUCAUGCCCGCUGGUCUCCCAGAGAUGCACCUCCCCUUCCUGCACGACCACAGCACCGGCCUCAACUCCACCACGGCCACCGCGCCCACAACGUGCGCCGCGCUCAUGCACGCGGACUACCAGGCAACCGCAGGCCAGCUUGCCGCGCCUGUGACAGAUGACGCCACGCCCAACGGCCACCGCGCUUAGUGUGCAUUGGGGGAUUGACACUGCGCCUUUUCCAUCACGCGUCUGUGUUGUUGGCGAUAUCCACCGUGCCGGGUUGCGUGAUAGCGUGGUGGAUGACACGCGACUCCAAUCCGUGUCAUAGUUAUGAUCCCUGUGCUGUGCUGUUCCCUUUGCAACCUGCUUGGAUCUGAUGGAUCUGAGUGGCACUGGGAGCAUGGGAUUGCGUUGUGGUGUUGUUGUUGAUGCAUUGGAGCGUUGUUGUUGUUGUCGAUGCGUUGCAGCGUUACUUUCCACCUUCUUUACACCCUUUUCCCUUCCCGUUACAAUUCCAGUUUUACUUUCUUGCUUUGGCUUGAGGUUUGGCCUACUGUCUGUUUCAUCACUCGGUUUCCUCUGAUUGCCUCGCACUGUUGGACACCCCCCCCCUCCCGCUGUUGCACUGGUCGACGGCAAGUGUUGUCCUUGCAUGCGACGUUCUGAUGUCGUGUGGUUUUAGCUACCUGUAAUGUUAUGUGUUGCUGAAGCGUGUAGCCCCCUGCCCCCUCCCCCUCUUGCGUAUUUGAGUCACCUCAGUCUAAUUUGCUUAUAUGCUUGAUUAUUGCCUUCCAUCCCGCAGUUACAUCCCUCUGUGUGCAGUGGCUACUGCAGCACACACACCCACACACAUACAUCCUCACAUGCACAUCCUCACAGAGGCACGCAUCCACACGCUCAUAUCCACGCACGGACAAAUCCACACAGCCAUACACAAGCACACAAGCACGCCUUCUUUUUUUUUUCCUCCUCAUUCCGUGCCUCCCACCACUUGACUCGGUUGCUUCCGCUGCUGGUGUGGGCAGCGUGUGAUCUGUCCACGUGUGCGUUUUUUUUGUUUUUUUGUUUUGCACCAGUGAUAAGCGCUCUGUUGUCUCGUGUGGCUUGGUCCUCUUUGCGCCUUUCGUCUCUUUUCGUGAGCAACGUGCAUUCGUGCGCACUACAUAUUAACUCGUGGUUCAAUG
Molecule: messenger RNA, 3765 nt
Organism: Salpingoeca rosetta
Lineage: Eukaryota; Choanoflagellata; Craspedida; Salpingoecidae
Exons: 14
Coding region: 80-2788 (902 amino acids)
Biological process (GO): regulation of transcription by RNA polymerase II
Molecular function (GO): RNA polymerase II cis-regulatory region sequence-specific DNA binding; DNA-binding transcription factor activity
Source: RefSeq, a predicted model, not a curated record